CGGCCGCAGGCUGGGAGCUGGCGCGAGCUUGGCGACCAGGACCUUGUGCACGCGGAGCAGCGGAAGACCUGGACGAUGCUGCGGGUGCGGUGUCUGCGCGGCGGUAGCCGAGGCGCCGAGGCGGUGCACUACAUCGGCUCUCGACUUGGAGGAUCCUUAACAGGAUGGGUGCAGCGAACUUUCCAGAGCACCCAGGCAGCUACAGCUUCCUCCCAAAAUUCCUGUGCAGCUGAAGACAAGGCCACCCAUCCUCUGCCCAAGGACUGCCCUGUCUCCUCUUACAACGAAUGGGACCCUUUAGAGGAAGUGAUAGUGGGCAGAGCUGAAAACGCCUGUGUUCCACCAUUCACAGUGGAGGUGAAGGCCAAUACAUAUGAAAAGUACUGGCCAUUUUACCAGAAAAAUGGAGGCCUUUAUUUUCCCAAAGAUCAUCUGAAGAAGGCUGUUGCUGAGGUCGAAGAGAUGUGCAAUAUUUUAUCAAUGGAAGGAGUGACCGUAAGGCGGCCUGACCCCAUCGACUGGUCACUGAAGUAUAAGACUCCUGAUUUUGAGUCUACAGGUUUAUACAGCGCAAUGCCUCGAGACAUCCUGAUGGUUGUGGGAAAUGAGAUUAUAGAAGCUCCCAUGGCAUGGCGCUCACGCUUCUUUGAAUACCGAGCAUACAGGUCAAUUAUCAAGGACUACUUCCACCGUGGUGCCAAGUGGACAACAGCACCCAAGCCCACAAUGGCUGAUGAACUGUAUGACCAGGAUUAUCCCAUCGAUUCUGUGGAAGACAGACACAAACUGGCUGCUCAGGGAAAGUUCGUGACAACCGAGUUCGAGCCUUGCUUUGAUGCUGCUGACUUCAUUCGAGCUGGAAGAGAUAUUUUUGCACAGAGGAGCCAGGUUACAAACUACCUGGGCAUUGAGUGGAUGCGUAGGCAUCUUGCUCCAGACUACAGAGUACAUAUCAUCUCCUUUAAAGACCCCAAUCCAAUGCAUAUCGAUGCCACCUUCAACAUCAUUGGACCGGGUCUUGUGCUUUCCAACCCUGACCGUCCCUGUCAUCAGAUUGAUCUUUUCAAGAAAGCGGGAUGGACCAUAGUUACUCCUCCAACACCAGUCAUCCCCGAUGAUCAUCCCCUCUGGAUGUCAUCCAAAUGGCUUUCCAUGAACGUCUUAAUGCUAGAUGAGAAGCGCGUGAUGGUAGAUGCCAAUGAAGUCCCAAUUCAAAAGAUGUUUGAGAAGCUGGGUAUCAGCACCAUUAAGGUUAACAUUCGAAAUGCCAAUUCCCUGGGAGGAGGCUUCCACUGCUGGACCUGCGACGUCCGGCGCCGAGGCACCCUUCAGUCCUACUUUGACUGAGCAGGCGUGGUGUGUCUUGGGGCCUAACCUCAGAUAUUCCUAAGCAGCAGCAAGGAAGGCCCUUCUCUCGCUUUAACAAAUGCAUGAACUGUAGUGCUCUGAACAAUCACAGCCUUAACAGGGUUCCCAAGCCUGGGCUACUUUUUGUUGAUGUAAGGAAGAUAACUUGACAGGUCUUACUUUCUUCUCCUAAAGUUAUUUACUAUUUGGCUUCAAAUAUAAAAGUUGAGUAAAUGUAUAC
Messenger RNA from Mastomys coucha (southern multimammate mouse), 1588 nucleotides. It is a transcript of the gene Gatm, whose product is annotated as glycine amidinotransferase. Gene Ontology annotation, biological process: creatine biosynthetic process. Gene Ontology annotation, molecular function: amidinotransferase activity. The transcript is spliced from 9 exons. NCBI's taxonomy places the organism in Eukaryota, Metazoa, Chordata, Mammalia, Rodentia, Muridae. Gene Ontology annotation, cellular component: mitochondrion. The record is from RefSeq and is a predicted model, not a curated record. The coding region runs from base 76 to 1347 and encodes 423 amino acids.